Molecule: messenger RNA, 1654 nt
Organism: Phragmites australis (common reed)
Lineage: Eukaryota; Viridiplantae; Streptophyta; Magnoliopsida; Poales; Poaceae
Product: type IV inositol polyphosphate 5-phosphatase 9-like
Exons: 7
Coding region: 133-1311 (392 amino acids)
Biological process (GO): phosphatidylinositol dephosphorylation
Molecular function (GO): inositol-polyphosphate 5-phosphatase activity; phosphatidylinositol-4,5-bisphosphate 5-phosphatase activity; phosphatidylinositol-3,4,5-trisphosphate 5-phosphatase activity
Source: RefSeq, a predicted model, not a curated record
UAUAUAUCUCCGCAAGACUUCUCCAUAUCAUAACCUUCUCUGGUCAUACCCUCCCAUCCUUCAAUGCUCCUUGUUCCCUACUGAAAUCAGCAAUUGGGCAAAUACUCUCUUCCUUGUUAGUACUGCAUUAUUAUGGGGGAGAGCCCAAAGUUUGCACAAAUGAUCUGGCAAAGAUUGGCGACGAGCAGGCUACCGCGCCAUCGUUGCGUCUCUGACUUUACGGGCUUGGAGAAGAGCGCGACGCAAGAGGGGCAGAACGAGACCGUCAAGUACAGGGUGUUUGCCGGUACAUGGAACCUCGGCGGCGUAGCACCACCGGAUGAUCUGGACCUGGAGGAUUGGCUGGACACGAAGGCUAACUUCUACGACAUCUAUGUUCUAGGGUUCCAAGAGAUCGUGCCACUGAAUGCGAGGAACAUGCUUGGCCCCAAGAACAGAUCGGCAGCCAUGAAGUGGAAUUCACUCAUCGGAGAUGCACUGAACAACAGGAGGAGAAGACAAGGGAGAGAAGAAGCCAUGUCAAGAUGCAGGAAAGGGGCAACAGCAUUGCAUCAAGAACAGGACGUAUUCAGGUGCGCCAUGAGCAAGCAGAUGGUGGGCAUCUUCGUCUCGGUCUGGGUGAGGAGCCGCCUCCGCCAGCACGUCCGCCACCCCGGCGUCAACCACGUCGGCGCCGGCGUCCUCGGCCGUCUUGGCAACAAGGGCGCGGUGUCCGUUCGGUUCUUGUUGCACGGCACGAGCUUCUGCUUCGUGUGCUGUCACCUGGCCUCUGGCGGCGAGGAGGGCGACGCGCUGCUCCGGAACGACGACGCGGCGAGCAUCCUCUCGAGGACGAGCUUCCAAGGCAGCGGCGGUGCGCCGGCACCGCAGGAGCUGCCCAAGAACAUCCUUGAUCAUGACCGCGUGAUAUUGCUCGGCGACCUCAACUACCGGAUCGCCAUGGACGACGCCGAGGCGCGGCAGCUGGUGAAGGUCAAGAAGUGGAGCAUGCUGCUGGAGAACGACGAACUGCUGCUCGAGCUCUCAAAGGGCCGCCAAUUCGACGGCUGGCACGAGGGUCUCGUCACCUUCGCCCCGACCUACAAGUACCAACCCAACUCUGACCGGUUCUACUGGUGCGCCGAUGGCGCCGCCACCGGCCGCAAGAACCAGCCCCGCGCUCCGGCAUGGUGCGACCGUAUCCUUUGGCGCGGGAAGGGGAUGAGGCAGAUUCGGUACGAGCGUUGCGGCGGCUACCGACUCUCCGAUCACCGGCCGGUGAGGGCGGUGUUCCACGCCGUGUGCGACGUUGCGGGAGCUGUAGGUUGUUGAGCAGCUUCGGUGCUCUGAAAUAAUCAACCGACGAGACAAUGUAUAAAUUCAAGGGAGUGUUUAUAACACAGAAAUUUCAUAGGAUUUCUGCAAGUGUUCACAGAAAACGGUUCAAUUCCUGAUGCUGCUUCCAAAAUGGGGCCUGAAUGCUUUACUCGAGGAUGAAAGACGCUUGUUUUCGCCUUUUUCAUAUCCGCGGGUGAUAAUUCCUGUACAUUUUCUGUUUUUACUCUGCUGUAGAUAUGGUAUUCAAGGAUCAUUGUCCAAUUAAUUAGCAGGAUCAUUGUCCAACUGAUUCACAAUCCAAUGGAAUACAAAUUUGUAUUGGGCACUUCGAUGAAAA